CCAAAUCGUCGUUCCUCAACCAAAAAGAAAAAAAAAGCAGAUCUAUCUAGGUUACUAUGCGUCGCGGCGGCCAUGGUCUCGCGCAGCGCCCCCGCCGCGGCGGCCAAGUCUAUCGGCCUCGCGCCGCGCUCCCGCCGCCCGCCCCCGCGGCCGUCCCCCUGGUCGGGAACCCGCUGCCCGCUCCAGCAGGCAACCGGCAGCAGGCCCCCGUGCCGCCGCUCGCCCCAGGAAGGGCUCCAGCAGCCAACCGACCGCAGGCCCCUGUGCUGCCGCCUGCCGCAGGAGGCAAUCGGCCCCCAGCGCCUACGCCGACCGCCUCCGCCGUCAACCCGCGGCCGCUCGCCCCAACCAGGAACACGCUGUCUGCGGCCGGUGCUCUCGGGGGCAGCUCCCAUGGCGGCAUUCCCCUGCUCCCGCAGGCCCCAGCCAACAGCUCUCUCCCCACCAACAGCCAGCCCCCGCCCAGUGUCGGCGUCUCUGGAGGCCCGUCGCAGGGAUGCGGCAAUCCAUCGCUGCCAGCAGCCCAAUCCUCUGGAAGCAUCAAGAAGAAAAAAGGGAAGUGCAAAAAGUGCUCAGAUCCGGGUCAUGUCAUUGAAGAUUGUCCGAAGUUACCAUGUCUACGUUGCACAGGAACUAGACACACCAGGGGCAACUGCACUACCCCUGCCGGGCCAGUGUGUUUCCGGUGUUGCGACAUUGGUCACUAUUUGAAGGAUUGUGUGAGCCAAGUUUAUGGCGGACGAUGUAAGACAUGCGGCGGGGCCGGGCAUGGUGAUCCCAAUAAUCUGAAGCACAAUAUCAAUUGCGCCAGCCCUCCAAUACUUCUUCUGUGUACAUCGUGUAACAACCCUGGACACCGGCCACGUGAUUGUCCUCAAAAGUCAACCCUGGACAUCGCUUUUCAGUUCCAGAUAAACCAGUUUAUGGGUGUUCAAUUGUAUCACCGUAGAAGUUUGAUUUUAAUAAACCUUUUCCCUCCAUAUAGGGAUUAAUGUGCCAAACAGUUAUUUAGGCUUUAGCUAUGUUAUUGAUCACAUGUCGGUGCUUCUAUCUGGUUAAGCCGUUACAAUAGGAAUCAAUAAUUAAUUUUACAGCUUAGGCCAACCUUGAAAAGAAAGGAAAUGAACAGUUCUGUUACAAAGAUAACACCAUAGGGCAAGCAUGAGCUUUAUCUGUUGCUUCUUGCAUGUUUUUAGUCGAUGCAAUGGAGGAUUGUUUGUUGUGUUUUACAUUCUGUAGCUUUUUUACGUAUCUGUAUAUUUUCCCCUAUUGUGGAUCCAAAUUUUACAAGGAAUCCUUGGUGAUUCUGAAUUUAUUUCUGUGAUACAGAAUGUGAGAUCGUUGAUGGGCAUGGCUGGCAAUUUCUUAUGUGGAAACGAAUCAGACCUGAUGGACAGCCCUGCGUUGAGGCUCUAGAGUUUAUUUUGGUGCGAACAUGUCCAUUGCAGUUGGUGAAGAGAGAUACAAAGAUGCAGGAAAUGUUUCUGUGUUUUGAUGGCCUUGUUUGGAUGCAUCAAUGCACUAGAAACAACGGGAUGAUAUUUGGCUAUUUGAUAAGGAUUUCAUACAUUUAUGUGUUCUCAAGAUGUUUCAAAAUAUUUUAUUCUGCUGGAAGGAUCUCCUCGGCUUCUCCUUCAUCGGCAGCGAAUGGAGUCCCAGAUCGAAGAUCACAUGCUUGUUCCUAUUAAUUCAUAAAUGUGACUAUCUCCAUUCAGGUCAAGACCUCGUCACAUCAAUGCCCAGGUCCCUGGAGAGGGCCUUGAGAGCCACAGCGGCCGUCCAGUACAGAACAAGGAAUCUACCAGACGAAACUGAUUAAUGUCUCUUGUGAACCUGGUCUCUUAAGGCAUAGCUUUCUUUUAUUCAUUAAUUAAUGUAUUUUAGAUAGUGAAACUCUUCAUAAGAAUUUCCUACUGCAGUUGAAAUGGUGUAUCUGCAUAUAAAAAUGAUUAUAUAUUUUCUUCUAAAUUUCGGUAAGAGUUGUGAUGGAUGGCAAAUUUAACUCACUAUUUUUUUAUGUAAUACUUCCUCCGUUCCAAAACAAGUGUCUCAACCUCAAUACAACUUUAUACUGAAGUUAAUACAAAGUUGCGACACUUAUUUGUGAAAAUUCACUGGCGUGCCCGAGCACGCCUGCUCACGGUAUCUUCCGUCGUCCAACUCG
Messenger RNA from Triticum aestivum (bread wheat), 2164 nucleotides. RefSeq lists its product as uncharacterized. The transcript is spliced from 6 exons. The record is from RefSeq and is a predicted model, not a curated record. Lineage: Eukaryota; Viridiplantae; Streptophyta; Magnoliopsida; Poales; Poaceae. The coding region runs from base 1586 to 1819 and encodes 77 amino acids.